AGGAGAAAGAUAAUAUCAAACCAUGGAUGAAGAAAAAAAGUAGAUUUACACCAACACCUGGGAGAGAAAAAAGUCUUGAUACAUAUAUUGACGCGGUAAAACGAGAGAUACUAUAUGGACUUAAAGACAGAGUUCAGUCAAAUAUAAGUGACAAAGAAUCAAAGGCCUUACAAAGCUUGCUGAAUGAUUCAAGUAUAAUCAUUCGACCCGCAGACAAAGGAUCAGGAGUUGUGGUCGUUAAUACCGAGGACUAUAUCAAAAAUCUGGAGAAGGAAAUGAAUGAAUGUGAUUCUUAUGAAAAAAACAACGGAAAGUGUAAACAUGAAGCAAGCAGGGCGGUUAAAAAGGUAGCAAAUAAAUUAUAUAGAGACGGCCUUAUUGACCAGGAACUGAAAGAUUACUUAAUACCAAAACACCCCCAAGAAGCAAAGUUAAAAGGAAAUCCAAAAAUCCAUAAAAAUAACAAUCCAUACCGGACAAUAGUGAAUGGCAUUAGGACGGCCACAGAAAACAUGGCAGAAGUUGCAGAGAAAGAGUUGAAUGAGUUUGUAGAAACAACACCAAGUUAUAUUAAAGAUACAACAGAUUUUCUGACAAAACUGCAAGAAAUCCCCAAUGAAAUUCCAGAAAAUACAAUGCUUUUCUGCUUUGAUGUUAUCAAACUUUAUCCAUCCAUUCCUAAACAAAAAGGCUUAGAGGCAUGUAGAGAAGCACUUGAAACUAGAACAGACAAAACCAUCCCUUCAAAAGCAAUAGAAGAAAUGAUAACCACCGUUCUUGACAACAAUAUUAUAACAUUCAAUGGAACUGAGUAUAAACAAAGAAAAGGAGUUGCCAUAGGCUCAAAGUUGGGGAGGAAUUUUGCAUGUGCCUAUAUGCGUAAAUGGGAUGAAGAACUAAUGAAGAAUGAGUUCAUACCAAUCUUUUACAAAAGAUACAUCGACGAUGGAUUUGGAUUUUGGACACAUGGACUGGAAAAGCUUAAUGAGUUCCUUAUGUUUGCAAACCAGAUUGAUGAAAGUAUUCAAGUAGAAAUGAGAGUUGGUGGGAAAGAAAUAGAAUUUCUGGAUACUAUCGUGAAGAUAGAAGAUAGGAAAGUAAUAACAUCUUUAUACACAAAACCCUCAGACAAGCACAUGUAUUUAAACUACAAAUCAAGCCAUCCAAGAAAAACAAAAGAAGCCAUUCCAUAUAGUCAAGCCAUUAGACUGAAAAGAAUCUGUUCUAAAGAUACAGAUUAUCAGGUCCAUAAGAAAAAAUUAAAACACUAUCUUCGUAAACGUGGCUAUAGCGGAAAGAUCAUUGACAGGCAAUUUGAUCGAGCAGACAAGCUGGAUAGGGAUACUCUUUUGAAACCAAGUGAAGACAAGAAGAAAAACAUGAAAAGAGUUCCACUUGUACUUACGUACUCGAAAAAACUACCACGCAUACACGAUAUUGUGAAAAAGCACCUACCUCUACUGCACGAGUCGAAUAGAAUGAAGGAAGUUUUUAAUGAAAUGCCUAUUGUUGCAUACAGACGAGACAAGAACAUAGCAGAUAUAUUAGUGCAUGAAAAAACCAAUCGUACUAUGACAAGGGAGGUCAAUCCAGUAGAAAGAUGCACCAAGAAGUGUGUAGUGUGUGACAUGCUAACAAGGGGGUUGCACAACCGUGGAGGGGUGAGUGGAGUGACCAUUAGCAAAAGGCAGACCUGUGAAGCAUGUAACGUCAUCUAUGGAAUAAACUGUAUACAGUGUGGCAAAAUAGUUUAUGUGGGGGAGACAUCACGCUCACUAAAAGAACGAUUAAAGGAGCAUGAGGCAGAUACAAGGCACCACAGAAGCAAACCUGUUGCUGAGCAUUUUAACUCCGGACAACAUAGUGUAGAAGACAUGGGAGUAUGUGUUUUACAAAAUAUUAGAGACAAUUCGGAUUACUACCGCAAGAUAAAAGAACUUAACUGGAUUCAAUUGUUAAAGACAGAAGUUCCAAAUGGACUUAACACAAAAGCAGCUUCCGAUUUAGUAUGGCAGAAUUAUAGGCGAUAGUGUAGGCCAAUACGAGAUUCGUGUAGACAGUUUAAGUAACGAUAACUAUUUUCAAAAUGCAUAAUUCUCCAACAAUAGUGCAUGCGAGCGUAAGUAUGUGAGAGGGUGGAUAUGUAUGUGUGUAUAUAUGAGUAUAUGUGUGGGUGUGUAUAUAUAUAUGUAUAUGUGUAUGUAUGUACACAUGUAGGUGUUUAUUUGUGUACCUGUAAUUAUAUGUGCAAGUAUAUGAGUGAAUAUGUACAAGUGUGAAGGAAUGCGUAUAUAUGUGUGCAUAUGUAUGAACACAAUACAUUAGAAUUUAACUUCAUUUAAAAGAUUGGAAUUAAAAUUAUUAUAAAUAAUUAAUUAUUAAUCAUUUCAAUUUGUUUAAAUGUUGAUAAAUAUAGUCAAUAAGAAUUAGUGUUGAGAUAUUAUAGUAAUAGUGCUGACUACAAAAUAGGAAUUUUGAUUUUGUGAAUAUUAUUUUUAGGUUGGUACAGUAAAUAUCUAUAUUAUUAUUAUAGUAAUUAUUGUUAUCAUUAAUAUAGUUAUUAUUAUUGAUAUAACAAUAUGAUGUUAUUGUAAUACUUUUUAUUAUCAAAUUCAAUUUGGAAAAUUACAAUGAGGAAUGAAUUUCUGAUCAAGUAUAAGAACCAUACAACGAAAUGUCAUGUAUAUUAUGUAUUUUGGCGCAAUUGUAUAUCGCAUGGUAAAGUACGACGUCAUGACGUCAUUUCCUGUCAUAUUUGACGUUGUAAAACAUUUACUUUAUUGGUGUAUACAACAGUUAUAACUAUGUAGUGAAUUCGUAUUUGUAAACUUUGAUAAAGCCCGUUUGGGCGAAAUAUUAAUAAAAGAGUGUUUUUACUAUGAAAUAUGUAUAUCUUUAUCCCUACUGGAUAUAAAACUGAGUAUUGACAUUACACUCCUAAAAGAUUUAUGAGUAUGAAGAACUACAUAACAUCGCACCAGAGUAAAUUGCUACGUUACAAAUCACAUGCGGAUUUCUUAAAUAAGUGCCUCACGGAAGGAAUAGUGCCAAAUGGAUUUAAAUUACAAUGGGAACCACAAAUAGAUAUGGAUCUGGAAACUCGAGAAAAAUGUGCCAAAGUCAAGAAGGAUGCGUCAUUGCGGUUGAUUACACUUACUGAAAAGGCUAUUACAAGUAAGAUAAUAGAAUUACAAAGCAACAAUGUUGAUAUUCAUAAUGAAAACUCAAAUCAUUUACAAAGGAGUCUAUAUGAACGGAAACAAAACAAAUUGCAAAAGGCACGUAUGCUUAAUUUUGACAUCAGAGACAUUAAUAACUCAUUAGAUGAUUUCAUUGUGAAAAAUGUAGCAGGAGAUGGGAAUUGUUUUUACAGAUGUAUUGCUUUAGACAUUUAUGGAUCUGUGGAGAAACAUGCAUGUAUACGAGAUAAGAUAGUUCACCAUAUGCACAACAACACCAAUCUGUAUUCAGUAUAUAUAGAUGAGGACAUCAACAUUCAUAUUACAAAUCAGAGUCAUAAAGAUGGCAGAAUGUCUUCAUGGGCUACAGAAGCAGAAAUUUAUGCAGCGGCUACGGUAUAUUCAGCUGUUGUACAGAUCUACAACGUAACGAACGGUGUAACUCAAAUUCUGAAUUUCGAACCGGUUACAAAAAGUACAAAAAUAAAGCGAUAUUUUUUCUUGAAAAUGGAACAUGGACAUUUUGAUUCAUUAAGAGUGAAAAGUAAGCAAAAAGUAUCACAUGACCGAAUUGAAGAUACGUCUCAGUUUGACUGGUUCGAUAUGGAACAACUUCCCGAAAAGCCCCAUGUCAAAACAGUAUCGCAUGAUGAAAUGGUACGAAUUCCGAAACCAUCUGAAGUGGAACAUGCAUGUUUUAAGGACAAAAAGAAGGUUAUAAACAAAGACAAUCCACACAAAGAUACAGACAGAGACUUGGUAACAAAGGAUCAGUUUUCAACAAUCAUAAACUUAUCUUCCAGGGAUUUAACAUUUAAUGAAAAAGAAAUUCUAUCAAAAGGUUUAAAAUUCAUACCUACAACUAACAAAUAUGACAUCACAAAACUGCAAAGCGAUCUCUGUGAGUGGGAAAGACGCAUGCGUCUUAAAGAGUAUUUCCAUGAUAAACAAAAUGAUCAGGAGAAAGAUAAUAUCAAACCAUGGAUGAAGAAAAAAAGUAGAUUUACACCAACACCUGGGAGAGAAAAAAGUCUUGAUACAUAUAUUGACGCGGUAAAACGAGAGAUACUAUAUGGACUUAAAGACAGAGUUCAGUCAAAUAUAAGUGACAAAGAAUCAAAGGCCUUACAAAGCUUGCUGAAUGAUUCAAGUAUAAUCAUUCGACCCGCAGACAAAGGAUCAGGAGUUGUGGUCGUUAAUACCGAGGACUAUAUCAAAAAUCUGGAGAAGGAAAUGAAUGAAUGUGAUUCUUAUGAAAAAAACAACGGAAAGUGUAAACAUGAAGCAAGCAGGGCGGUUAAAAAGGUAGCAAAUAAAUUAUAUAGAGACGGCCUUAUUGACCAGGAACUGAAAGAUUACUUAAUACCAAAACACCCCCAAGAAGCAAAGUUAAAAGGAAAUCCAAAAAUCCAUAAAAAUAACAAUCCAUACCGGACAAUAGUGAAUGGCAUUAGGACGGCCACAGAAAACAUGGCAGAAGUUGCAGAGAAAGAGUUGAAUGAGUUUGUAGAAACAACACCAAGUUAUAUUAAAGAUACAACAGAUUUUCUGACAAAACUGCAAGAAAUCCCCAAUGAAAUUCCAGAAAAUACAAUGCUUUUCUGCUUUGAUGUUAUCAAACUUUAUCCAUCCAUUCCUAAACAAAAAGGCUUAGAGGCAUGUAGAGAAGCACUUGAAACUAGAACAGACAAAACCAUCCCUUCAAAAGCAAUAGAAGAAAUGAUAACCACCGUUCUUGACAACAAUAUUAUAACAUUCAAUGGAACUGAGUAUAAACAAAGAAAAGGAGUUGCCAUAGGCUCAAAGUUGGGGAGGAAUUUUGCAUGUGCCUAUAUGCGUAAAUGGGAUGAAGAACUAAUGAAGAAUGAGUUCAUACCAAUCUUUUACAAAAGAUACAUCGACGAUGGAUUUGGAUUUUGGACACAUGGACUGGAAAAGCUUAAUGAGUUCCUUAUGUUUGCAAACCAGAUUGAUGAAAGUAUUCAAGUAGAAAUGAGAGUUGGUGGGAAAGAAAUAGAAUUUCUGGAUACUAUCGUGAAGAUAGAAGAUAGGAAAGUAAUAACAUCUUUAUACACAAAACCCUCAGACAAGCACAUGUAUUUAAACUACAAAUCAAGCCAUCCAAGAAAAACAAAAGAAGCCAUUCCAUAUAGUCAAGCCAUUAGACUGAAAAGAAUCUGUUCUAAAGAUACAGAUUAUCAGGUCCAUAAGAAAAAAUUAAAACACUAUCUUCGUAAACGUGGCUAUAGCGGAAAGAUCAUUGACAGGCAAUUUGAUCGAGCAGACAAGCUGGAUAGGGAUACUCUUUUGAAACCAAGUGAAGACAAGAAGAAAAACAUGAAAAGAGUUCCACUUGUACUUACGUACUCGAAAAAACUACCACGCAUACACGAUAUUGUGAAAAAGCACCUACCUCUACUGCACGAGUCGAAUAGAAUGAAGGAAGUUUUUAAUGAAAUGCCUAUUGUUGCAUACAGACGAGACAAGAACAUAGCAGAUAUAUUAGUGCAUGAAAAAACCAAUCGUACUAUGACAAGGGAGGUCAAUCCAGUAGAAAGAUGCACCAAGAAGUGUGUAGUGUGUGACAUGCUAACAAGGGGGUUGCACAACCGUGGAGGGGUGAGUGGAGUGACCAUUAGCAAAAGGCAGACCUGUGAAGCAUGUAACGUCAUCUAUGGAAUAAACUGUAUACAGUGUGGCAAAAUAGUUUAUGUGGGGGAGACAUCACGCUCACUAAAAGAACGAUUAAAGGAGCAUGAGGCAGAUACAAGGCACCACAGAAGCAAACCUGUUGCUGAGCAUUUUAACUCCGGACAACAUAGUGUAGAAGACAUGGGAGUAUGUGUUUUACAAAAUAUUAGAGACAAUUCGGAUUACUACCGCAAGAUAAAAGAACUUAACUGGAUUCAAUUGUUAAAGACAGAAGUUCCAAAUGGACUUAACACAAAAGCAGCUUCCGAUUUAGUAUGGCAGAAUUAUAGGCGAUAGUGUAGGCCAAUACGAGAUUCGUGUAGACAGUUUAAGUAACGAUAACUAUUUUCAAAAUGCAUAAUUCUCCAACAAUAGUGCAUGCGAGCGUAAGUAUGUGAGAGGGUGGAUAUGUAUGUGUGUAUAUAUGAGUAUAUGUGUGGGUGUGUAUAUAUAUAUGUAUAUGUGUAUGUAUGUACACAUGUAGGUGUUUAUUUGUGUACCUGUAAUUAUAUGUGCAAGUAUAUGAGUGAAUAUGUACAAGUGUGAAGGAAUGCGUAUAUAUGUGUGCAUAUGUUGGUACAGUAAAUAUCUAUAUUAUUAUUAUAGUAAUUAUUGUUAUCAUUAAUAUAGUUAUUAUUAUUGAUAUAACAAUAUGAUGUUAUUGUAAUACUUUUUAUUAUCAAAUUCAAUUUGGAAAAUUACAAUGAGGAAUGAAUUUCUGAUCAAGUAUAAGAACCAUACAACGAAAUGUCAUGUAUAUUAUGUAUUUUGGCGCAAUUGUAUAUCGCAUGGUAAAGUACGACGUCAUGACGUCAUUUCCUGUCAUAUUUGACGUUGUAAAACAUUUACUUUAUUGGUGUAUACAACAGUUAUAACUAUGUAGUGAAUUCGUAUUUGUAAACUUUGAUAAAGCCCGUUUGGGCGAAAUAUUAAUAAAAGAGUGUUUUUACUAUGAAAUAUGUAUAUCUUUAUCCCUACUGGAUAUAAAACUGAGUAUUGACAUUACACUCCUAAAAGAUUUAUGAGUAUGAAGAACUACAUAACAUCGCACCAGAGUAAAUUGCUACGUUACAAAUCACAUGCGGAUUUCUUAAAUAAGUGCCUCACGGAAGGAAUAGUGCCAAAUGGAUUUAAAUUACAAUGGGAACCACAAAUAGAUAUGGAUCUGGAAACUCGAGAAAAAUGUGCCAAAGUCAAGAAGGAUGCGUCAUUGCGGUUGAUUACACUUACUGAAAAGGCUAUUACAAGUAAGAUAAUAGAAUUACAAAGCAACAAUGUUGAUAUUCAUAAUGAAAACUCAAAUCAUUUACAAAGGAGUCUAUAUGAACGGAAACAAAACAAAUUGCAAAAGGCACGUAUGCUUAAUUUUGACAUCAGAGACAUUAAUAACUCAUUAGAUGAUUUCAUUGUGAAAAAUGUAGCAGGAGAUGGGAAUUGUUUUUACAGAUGUAUUGCUUUAGACAUUUAUGGAUCUGUGGAGAAACAUGCAUGUAUACGAGAUAAGAUAGUUCACCAUAUGCACAACAACACCAAUCUGUAUUCAGUAUAUAUAGAUGAGGACAUCAACAUUCAUAUUACAAAUCAGAGUCAUAAAGAUGGCAGAAUGUCUUCAUGGGCUACAGAAGCAGAAAUUUAUGCAGCGGCUACGGUAUAUUCAGCUGUUGUACAGAUCUACAACGUAACGAACGGUGUAACUCAAAUUCUGAAUUUCGAACCGGUUACAAAAAGUACAAAAAUAAAGCGAUAUUUUUUCUUGAAAAUGGAACAUGGACAUUUUGAUUCAUUAAGAGUGAAAAGUAAGCAAAAAGUAUCACAUGACCGAAUUGAAGAUACGUCUCAGUUUGACUGGUUCGAUAUGGAACAACUUCCCGAAAAGCCCCAUGUCAAAACAGUAUCGCAUGAUGAAAUGGUACGAAUUCCGAAACCAUCUGAAGUGGAACAUGCAUGUUUUAAGGACAAAAAGAAGGUUAUAAACAAAGACAAUCCACACAAAGAUACAGACAGAGACUUGGUAACAAAGGAUCAGUUUUCAACAAUCAUAAACUUAUCUUCCAGGGAUUUAACAUUUAAUGAAAAAGAAAUUCUAUCAAAAGGUUUAAAAUUCAUACCUACAACUAACAAAUAUGACAUCACAAAACUGCAAAGCGAUCUCUGUGAGUGGGAAAGACGCAUGCGUCUUAAAGAGUAUUUCCAUGAUAAACAAAAUGAUCAGGAGAAAGAUAAUAUCAAACCAUGGAUGAAGAAAAAAAGUAGAUUUACACCAACACCUGGGAGAGAAAAAAGUCUUGAUACAUAUAUUGACGCGGUAAAACGAGAGAUACUAUAUGGACUUAAAGACAGAGUUCAGUCAAAUAUAAGUGACAAAGAAUCAAAGGCCUUACAAAGCUUGCUGAAUGAUUCAAGUAUAAUCAUUCGACCCGCAGACAAAGGAUCAGGAGUUGUGGUCGUUAAUACCGAGGACUAUAUCAAAAAUCUGGAGAAGGAAAUGAAUGAAUGUGAUUCUUAUGAAAAAAACAACGGAAAGUGUAAACAUGAAGCAAGCAGGGCGGUUAAAAAGGUAGCAAAUAAAUUAUAUAGAGACGGCC
Molecule: messenger RNA, 8455 nt
Organism: Dreissena polymorpha
Lineage: Eukaryota; Metazoa; Mollusca; Bivalvia; Myida; Dreissenidae
Exons: 2
Coding region: 2949-6167 (1072 amino acids)
Source: RefSeq, a predicted model, not a curated record